CCAAAAAAAAAAAAAAAACCAACCACCGUCACCAUGGAAACGCACAGGGACGAACAGCUAACUCAGACGUACAGUUUCCCUGAUCAGUAACACAUCUGGACGCAGCUGUUUGAUUUGGUUAGCUUUAUCAACCUGCUUAACAUCGGCACUGUACAUUCCGUAGCAUUAUUGUGGUUGGUCCUACGGUUCUAGUUCAAUACCAAAUUGACUAUCUAUGGUGAAAAGCUACAGCUACACGGUACAUUUGUAUCAUGGUCGUUUCUGUUGAGGAGGUGUCUUCGUCCCUUGUGCGGGAGUAUCUGAGUCGAAAGGGUCUCAAGAAGACCAUUGCAUGUAUGGAUGAGGAGCAUCCACGUACAGAGGCCAGUAUCAACAACAGAUCACACCUGAGGCAGAUUCUUAACAUAGAGGCUCUUUAUAAAAAGAACAAGGUUCAGAACUCCCCCCUGAAAACACUGCUGGAGAUUAUUGUAAAACAUCACAUUGAUGGCCUUAAGAAUGACAAGAAGAAAAGCAGCGAUGCCUCUGCCACUUUGUCGUCCCCGGCUGAGAUGAAUGACACACAGAACAGUACAAUCAUCACACCUAUUACAUUAAGGUCACAUGUAGAAAAAUCCUGCCCUUCUCAACCUACAUUAUUAUUACUUAAAACAGAGAGGAUUUCGACCCACAAUCAAAAUCCAAUGGCUUCUCCCCAGGAUAAUGAGAGCUCAAGAACUCCAGUCACUGAUGGCAUCCAAAAAAGCAGAAGUAGUCGUAUUAGACGUGGCAUGAUGCCUGGACCAAUAGCUAGUACACCUGAGGAAUUGAACAAAAAAAGGCAAAUGCGAAGGGCAGAAAUGCCUCAGCCACUUCUGAGACGAGAAGAGGAAAACAUUCCCUCCAGGAAUGGUUUUUUAGUCACUAGUGGACAUCAGAACAGCUCAGAGAACUCAGCUGACUGCAUGGGAGGGAGGUGGGAGGUGCAGAGUGCAGCAGAGAAGAUGCAAAUGGAAAACAGCUCCGAAGAAGUGGGACGACUUCACAUACUGCAGACCAGAAAGGUGCAGUCACCGUCCAGGUCAAAUGUUGCUAAUCUGAAUCUGUCUGAGCUGGUUUUAGAUGACAUUGAUGAUAGUGAUGAGCUGCAGGACAGGCCAACAGUGUCCUUAAAGAGAGCCGUGGUGGAGCAGAGCCGUCCAGCCUGCCCCAUGGACCAACGCACGGCAUCGGAAUUAAAAGCGGUUCUUCUUGGUUCCAGCUUAAAUUGUUUCAGUGUUGAGUGGAGGAAUCAGGGCUUCACAUUCUCAGAAACACAUGAUCUAAGAUAUGGGAUUGUGCAGAAAAAGGGUGGUCCUUGUGGAGUGCUGGCAUCAGUCCAGGCUUUUGUCCUAAAGAAACUGCUGUUCGAAACCAUGGAUAGUAAUUCAGGCCUACAAAGAUUAAGACCUUCCAACACCACCAGAAGAAAUUGUCUUGUUUUAGCGGUUGCAGAAAUCCUGUGGAGGGCAGGGGAGGAAAAGCAGGCAAUGAUCGCAAUAAGUUCGGGGAGAAAACAUUUCAUCCCAACUGGACAGUACAAAUCUGAAGGAGUGCUUGAAAAGAUCACCCUUUUCACUGUGGAUAAUUUCAAGGACCUACAGCUUCUUCUGGAGCAACAUAUUGAGCAGUUUGAGUCUGGACUGCUGGGAUGCUUACUCAUGGUCAUAUCUGCUGUUCUCUCCCGAUCAAUUGAAAAGGUAAAAGAGGACAUGGAUGUGCCUACCACCACACUCAUUGGAGCUCAUGGAUACUGCACCCAGGAGCUGGUCAACCUCUUGCUCUGUGGCCAGGCAGUUUCUAACGUCUUUGACAAUGACAUGGAGUUGGACUCAGGCAACGGCAACAUGACUCUGUUAAAAGGAAUGAAAGGGCGCUGUGACGUCGGCCUCCUAUCUCUGUUCGAACAUUAUAACAUCGUCAAGGUAGGGACGUACCUGAAGACACCCUGUUGGCCCAUCUGGGUGGUGUGCAGUGAGAGUCACUUCAGUGUGCUGUUUGGCCUGCAGAGGGAGCUGUUGACCAAUCAGGACAAAGGUCUGGAGUUUGACCUCUAUUAUUAUGAUGGACUGGCCAAUCAGCAGGAGGAGAUCCGCCUCACCGUGUCUCUUGGCAGAUCAGGGUUGAGCUGUCAAAAUAAUGACCCUGACCUCAUCCCUCCCUUGGAACACUGUAUCCACACUAGAUGGAAAGAUGCCUUCGUCCACUGGAAUGACACUGAGCCUAUUCUCUAACUGGGUUCACAGUUCCAUCGUAUUUGAAAUAUGGCAACGACAAUCAUCCAGCAAAUGUUUUCAUCAUUUUACCAUAUUCAUGCUGCCUUCUCUUUUAUCCUCCUCCAUAAGACAGUGUUGGAAAAGUUCAUUAAAUUACAAAUUCACAUUACAUUCUUGUGUUACAUUUUGGUUUGGUAAAUAUGGAAUACAGUAACCUCUUAAAUAUAAUGUAUGAUCA
This is a messenger RNA of Sphaeramia orbicularis (orbiculate cardinalfish), 2472 nucleotides long. RefSeq names its product MINDY lysine 48 deubiquitinase 4 (gene mindy4). The record is from RefSeq and is a predicted model, not a curated record. The transcript is spliced from 18 exons. Gene Ontology annotation, biological process: protein K48-linked deubiquitination. Lineage: Eukaryota; Metazoa; Chordata; Actinopteri; Kurtiformes; Apogonidae. Bases 252 to 2252 code for a protein of 666 amino acids. Gene Ontology annotation, molecular function: K48-linked deubiquitinase activity; cysteine-type deubiquitinase activity.